AUGGAAGGUCCUCUGGGUUUGUUGGGUUCUGGUGGCGGUGGCGGUGGUGGAAUAGUGUCUUAUGGUGGCUCAGCUAAUGGGUCGAUGUCUACGGUGUCUAAAGAAGAGAACUUGGUCUUGUCCUGUGAGGUUUCUUCCUCAUACCCAGAUGAGUCUGAGCUUGAGUUGGGUCUUGGCUUGAGUCUUGGUGGUAUUGCGAAGUGCAAAACAGCUACAAGGGGUCAAUAUGCUAGGAUCUUGACGGCCAGAGAUUUUCCUUCUAUGGUCUCCAAGUCUUCACCACCAUCUUCAUCAUCGUCCUCAUCUGUGACCAAAGCUAAUGCUUCUUCAGCUGGUACCAAGAGAACCGCUGAUUCUUUUUCGCCUCCCCGUAAUGGUUCCAGUCAGGUUGUGGGGUGGCCGCCUAUAAGAGCUUAUCGAAUGAAUAGCUUGAAUAUUGUGGUGGAGAAAACUAACAAUGUAAGCAACACAAACAAUGACGAUGCUGAAGGGAGGGGGCAUCCCAAGACUUCCCUGUUUGUGAAGGUGAAUAUGGAUGGAAUUCCGAUUGGAAGGAAGGUGGAUCUGAAUGCUCAUAGCUGCUACGAGACCUUAGCACAAACGUUGCAUGACAUGUUCUGUAAACCAACCACUUCUGUUGGGUCACGACGAUCAAACGUAGAGGAGCAUGACAUAAUGAAAGAAGCAACAGGCCCUGAAAAAUUUUUGGAUGGAUCAUCUGAGUUUGUGCUUACUUAUGAAGACAAGGAUGGAGAUUGGAUGCUUGUUGGUGAUGUUCCUUGGGGGAUGUUUCUUUGCUCUGUGAAGCGGCUCAGAAUCAUGAGGACAUCUGAAGCUAAUGGAUUUGCUCCAAGACUUCAAGAAAGGAAGGGGAGACAAAGACUUCAAUCUUAA
Ilex paraguariensis (yerba mate) is the source of this 894-nucleotide messenger RNA. The record is from the annotation of a GenBank genome assembly. NCBI's taxonomy places the organism in Eukaryota, Viridiplantae, Streptophyta, Magnoliopsida, Aquifoliales, Aquifoliaceae.